AUGUUGACUCAACGUGGGAUUUUUAGAAAUGGACGAGCCGCUUUCAGCAUGCUUUUCUUUGCAAAAAAAUAUGAAUUCAACAGAUCAAUAGUCAACACGGCGGAGUUGGUAAUUGGAGGCGAAGUAUUAUGCAUGGAUCCGUUUGUGAGUUUUUCAAAUAUUCUUUUAUUCUUUUAUGAUAUUUUUUACAGGUGUUGGCGGGCAUUUCGAAUGGUUGGAGAGACGAGAUUUCCAACAAUCUGAAUUUCUCACGAAACAUUGCCGGAUUUGAGCCCCAUGAAGUAAUGUUGUUUUUAAAAUUUGCGAGCGCUUAUGGAAAUGUGAAGGGUUAGUGUUCUAAUUAUACUGAAUUUUAUGAAAAUUAUUUUUCAGCUCAGUCAAUUGACAUUCAAAAAAUCAGUGAUUUUGCGCGAUUGAUACAAUCCUCUUCACUUCUUCAUAAAAUUGAAACUUCAAUAUUUCAAUCUAAUGUAAAACUCGCGAAGAAGUUCGUUUUUAUCAGUCAAUUGGGAGGUGAAUCAGCAUACGUAAGUUAUUGUUUAACGUUUCAGCGUAACAAACCAAAUGAAUUACAGACAAUGCCAAGAACAACACAAAAGUUUCGAUCACAUUUGGAAAAUAUGAAAGCAAUAAAUCACAUUCGCUGGUGA
Messenger RNA from Caenorhabditis angaria, 650 nucleotides. The record is from the annotation of a GenBank genome assembly. Lineage: Eukaryota; Metazoa; Nematoda; Chromadorea; Rhabditida; Rhabditidae.